Messenger RNA from Sardina pilchardus (European sardine), 1462 nucleotides. Its product is annotated as progranulin-like. Bases 93 to 1250 code for a protein of 385 amino acids. Lineage: Eukaryota; Metazoa; Chordata; Actinopteri; Clupeiformes; Clupeidae. Gene Ontology annotation, cellular component: extracellular region. The record is from RefSeq and is a predicted model, not a curated record. The transcript is spliced from 8 exons.
AAGUUCCAAAGGAUAUAUUAUGAGGUUGGAGGACAGGUAACAAGUGACAAGAAGAGGAGAACAUACAACACCACGGUCUGGCUGCUGUGAAAAUGUUGGCCUAUGCUGUGCUGGCAUCCCUCUGUGUAGGACUAGUCUCCUCAACAGUUGUCUGCCCAGAUGGGGGUCUGUGUCAAGACAGGAACACCUGCUGCCUGACCAAGGAAGGGUAUGGCUGUUGCAACGAUCCCUUCGCUGUCUGUUGUUCUGACCAGCUGCACUGCUGCCCAGCCGGCUACCACUGCAGCAGUGCAGCUCAGUCGUGUGUGAAAGACGGCCUGCCAUGGUACAGACUGGCAUGGCUGAAGCACACACCUGCCCAGGAACCUGAAUCCACACGCCUCAAGCUCUCUGUUCCUGAGUUUGACAGCAGCGCUGUUCAGGAGACGACACCAGAUGCUGGUGUGGUGAAGUGUGACAACACCUAUUCCUGCCGUGAUGAUGCAAUAUGCUGUAUAGGCCGCUCUGGUAACUGGUCCUGCUGUCCACAUCAACAUGGUCGGUGCUGUAGGGAUGGCAUUCACUGCUGUCCAUUUGGCUUCUACUGUAACAGAGCCUCCACCAAGUGCCUGAAAGGGGAUCUGAGCAUAGAUGCAACUCCCCAGAUGCCUGCUGUCAGAUCUGAUGAUGACCAGUCUGACCAAAGAGCCAUUCAGGAGAGACCACCAGCUGUUGGUGUAGAGCAGUGUGAUGAGGAUUAUCGCUGCAGUGAUGGUCAAACAUGCUGUUUAAGCCCUAUUGGUACCUGGACCUGCUGCAGGUAUUCACGUGGCCACUGUUGUAGGGAUGGCUAUCACUGUUGUCCAAGUGGCUACAUCUGUGACAGCAGGUCUUACAGGUGCCUGAGAGGUUAUCUACACAUAGAUGCAUCUCCCCAGCUUCCUGCUCUAAAAUACGAUGACUACCAGCAGAGAGACUUUGCUGCUCCUGUACCCUGGGCCACACUGGAGCUAGCCCCUGGAGAUGGCAGGGUGGCCCUAACCACUCAGGUCAUACGCUGUGUCGGGCGCCUCUACUGCCCCGACGGCAACUCCUGCUGCCAGUCACCCACUGGAGAAUGGGGUUGCUGCCCGCACCUGCAGGGCCAAUGCUGCCUGGAUGGUAAGCACUGCUGCGAGUACAAGUGGACUUGUGACUCGACCUCCAUGAGCUGUGCGAGGGGAGGCACCAACAUCCCUUCAUCUACCAUGAAGGAGAUACAGCUACUGUGAUGCUGCAACACUGUUAUGGGUCUCAUGUGCAGAACUUCACAUCAGUGGGAUUCAUCCAUCAGCGCUUAGGAUGUACACUGCUCAGUUUUUCAUUGCUCUCUGUUCAGUGUUAGCUUUUUGAGUUCAUGAAUCAUAAAUCAUUAAAUCAUGAGAAGCAUCAAUAAAACAUCCAUGUUGUGGGAAUAUGAUCUACACUUGGACAUAAAUAUGUA